Chaetomium fimeti is the source of this 3527-nucleotide messenger RNA. RefSeq names its product ankyrin repeat-containing domain protein. Lineage: Eukaryota; Fungi; Ascomycota; Sordariomycetes; Sordariales; Chaetomiaceae. Gene Ontology annotation, molecular function: protein binding. The coding region runs from base 135 to 3455 and encodes 1106 amino acids. The transcript has 2 exons. The record is from RefSeq and is a predicted model, not a curated record.
AGACAACAUGUCUGACGUUGCCUCAAGAAACAAGGCUUCCUCUAACGAGGCCCUUUAAUCACGAUAGCUUGUCAGUUUUGUAUGCGUCCGUCACUUCGAAUACACCAAGCGCCAGUACCUAGUUAUAACCCACAAUGGAUCCCGGGGCCAUUGUGGGGAUCAUCUCACUCGGCAUCCAAGUUGCGGAUGGCCUGGUGAAGUAUUACACGGCCUAUAAGGAUCGAGAAUCGGAUACGGCUCAUACGGUGAAACGUCUAAUCCACCUUCUUAAUAUACUGGGGAUUCUGCGCAACAACCUGGUCUGCCGCAAGUUCCAGCCCGACGAGAAGUCCUUGCUCGAGGCCAUCGAACGUUCAGUGGGCGACUGCGAGGAUCUCAUUCACGAACUCCAGGAGGAGACGGACAAGUUCACCAAAGCACCCUCAGCCGGCGUUGCGGCGGGCGUGCGUGUGACAGGCCGCCGGCUGGCAUACCCGUUCCGCCAGAGCACGCUACAGAAACUCGACGAAGACAUCGACGAGAUAUGCGCCAACCUCACACUGGCCCUGCAGGUCCUGCAACAGCAGGACCUCGGCAGUGUCCAAGACGAGAUCCAGGACACCAAGGCCCUGCUCGAACUAGUCCGCGCCGACCAGAUCUCAGCCGAAAUCCGAGACUGGCUCAAAGCGCCCGACGCCUCGAUCAACUACAACGAAGCCUGCAAGAAGAAAUACCCCGGCACGGGGCUCUGGUUCAUCAAGAGCCCCCAAUUCAGCACCUGGCUCCAGACGGCCAACUCCUUCCUCUGGCUCAAGGGCUUCGCCGGCUGCGGCAAAUCGGUGCUCUCCUCCACCAUCAUCCAGCACACCCUGCGACACCGGCGCUCCAACCCGCGCGUCGGCAUCGCCUUCUUCUACUUCACCUUCAACGACGACGCCAAGCAGGACACGUCCGCCAUGCUGCGAGCCCUGAUCCUGCAGCUGGUGCCGCAGCUCCAGAGCAAGGACGCCCUGCCGCGCCUGCACCAGAACUACCGCGGCGGCACCCCGCCCGACCAGGCGUUGCUGGAUUGUCUGCACCAGUUAAUAGCGCAGUUCGACGAUGUGUAUAUUGUUUUGGAUGCGCUGGACGAGAGCCCGCGGCACAAACACCGCGAGGACUUGUUGCGGGCGCUGGACGAGAUGCGCGGCUGGCAGGGGCCGGAGCUGCAUUUGCUGGUGACGAGCCGGGAUGAGCAGGAUAUCAGGGAGGAGUUGGGUCCGGCGGAGGAUCAGAUGGUGGCGAUGGGGGAUGGGUUGGUGGAUGCGGAUAUUGCGGCUUUUGUGGCGGGCCAUUUGAGGGAUAAUCGCAGGCUGAGGAAGUGGGAGAGGUUUCAUGGCCAGAUUGAGAAGGCGCUUACCGAGGGCGCGAAGGGAGUGUUUCGUUGGGUUGAGUGCCAGUUUGCGGCGUUGGAGGCUUGUCCGGGGAGCAAGACUCGGCUUGAUGCCCUGCUUGGAUCACUACCGCGGACUCUGGACAAGACAUACGAACGCAUGCUGCACAACAUCGAGGAGGAGUCAGUUGACGAUGCCAAGAGGAUCCUGACGCUGCUGUGUAUAGCGAAGCGGCCGUUGCAGGUGGAGGAGCUCAUUGACGGCAUUGCGGUCGAACUCGGAGACGACGCGAAGUUCAACGAGGAUAGCAGACUGAUGAACCAGGACGACAUCCGCCACAUCUGUCCGGGGUUUAUCGAGGUGGAUUUUAAUAAGGAAGACAAGGAGGUGACGGUACGCAUCGCGCAUUACUCGGUCCAGGAGUAUCUGGAAUCCGACCGGAUCCUUACUUCGGGGACGGCAAGCUUUAGUGUCAGGCGCAGAGAAGCCAACACCGAAGUCGCGUCCAUCUGUCUGGUCUACCUGAUGGACCCCGAGCUGUCCGAAGCGUGUAUAAACCAGACCUGGGGCUUCGGAUUCGCCGCCAUGUACCCCUUAGCCACGUACGCGGCAGCCAACUGGGCAGAGCACUACCGCGAAGGAGACGGCUUAGAUCCCGCCCUCCACCGUCUCGCCCUAGACCUCUUCCACGACGACGAGGGCACUCUCGUCAGCUGGGCCAACAUCUACAAAUGGACAGGCUACAAGCGCGACGGCCUCGGCGACCGCAUCCUCUCCCCACUCUACCUCGCCGCCAGACUCGGCCUCGACCCCAUCGUCCGCGUCCUCGCCGACGAAUUCGGCCCCACCCCGCCCCGCAAGCACUACUUCGAAUCCGCCCUCAUAGCCGCCGCCACCUCGGGCCACGCCAGCACGGUGGCCCUCCUCCUCGACCACGGCGCAUCCAUCAACCACCUCGGAUUCGAGGGCACCGCACUCCACCUCGCGGCCCGACACGGCCACCUGGCCGUGGCGCAGACCCUCCUCUCGCGCGGCGCGGACCUCGAAGCGUGCGACUACCGCGGCAAGAGCCCCAUCUACGACGCGGCCGCGGGCGGCAAGGACGAGAUCGUGCGGCUGUUUCUCGUGCGCGGCGCCGACAUCGACCCGGCGCCGGGCGGGUACGACACGCCGCUGGAGUGCGCGGCGCGCGGCGGGCGCCAUGCCGUGGUCGCGAUGUUGCUGGAUCGUGGGGCCGAUCCGAACCGCGGGCGCUACGCGCGCCCGCUGGAGGCUGCGCGCGAGUAUCCCGCUGUUGUGCGGUUGUUGCUGGAUCGUGGGGCGGAUAUUGAUCUGGGCACGCCGGCUGCGCCGCUGGCGCUGGCGUGUAGUGAGGGGGUGGUGGGCGUGGUUGAGGUGUUGCUGGAUCGGGGUGCGGAUGUGGAGAGGGCGGGUGGUUUUGCGCGUCUGCUGGAGCGUGCCGUGGCGAAUUCUGAUGCCAGAGUGGUUAAGUUGUUGCUCGAGCGCGGGGCUGAUGCCAACGGAGGUGAGGGCGCCGACCAGAAGCCCCUCGAGGCGGCGGCGGCGUUGCGGGCCGCGGCUCCUGUCUUUGAGCAUCUGCUAGAUGCCGGGGCCGAUAUCAACGGCGGCCUGGUCAUGACGCCGCUGGAGAAGGCUGUUACCAAAACGUCGGUGGCAAACGUGAAGCUGCUCCUUGAGCGUGGUGCGGAUCCGAACCUGGGGAUCCAGAUGACGCCUCUGGAGGCAGCGGCGAAUGGGGUGACGGAGAUUAUCAUGGAUCUGCUGAUUGAGAACGGCGCAGAUGUAAACAAGGGGAUUCAAAUGACGCCGCUCGAAACACUGAUGCAAAAGCCAGUGAUACAGUUCCGGUUGGUGGAGCUGCUGGUGGAGAUGGGGGCGGACGUGAGCCGGGAACUCAAGAACAACCUAGCAGAGGCGGCGAAGAGUGAAGGGUCCGAUUCCGAGAGCAUAAUAGCCCUGUUAUCUGAGGAAACAGAAGUGGAGAGCAUUGAACGAGUUGGUACGAUAGGAGUACCGCAGGCACCGAUGAUCGUAACGGGGCCAACCGGGGCUAUCCUACACGUUGCUGCCGCCGAUAAAUAACAACAUGUUACUCUCGCGCUUUUUGGAAUGUUUUAGAUAGGGCGUUGGAAUCGAGUGCGGUUCGGGUUGUCG